Messenger RNA from Corylus avellana, 2768 nucleotides. Lineage: Eukaryota; Viridiplantae; Streptophyta; Magnoliopsida; Fagales; Betulaceae. The record is from RefSeq and is a predicted model, not a curated record.
AUGUAUAUUAGAUACCUUAAUUUCUUGUUUGUCAUCAUCUCCCUUGGCAGAAUUACUCGGUGCUAUUUUGCUUAUAGGCUAUAGCACCCAAACUAUCAUUGAUUCAUUAGUGACACUUGACCCCUCACUACCAUUUCUUAAUUUUUCUUGUCAAUUGGUACCCUCCGCUAGUAUUUAACGUUAAAAUUGACAAUAAAAUAGAAAAAUAAAUUUCUUUCCCUCAUGAAUCUCCUCGGAAAGCCCCAGAUACUCCUCCACUGGCCCCACUACUCACAUGUAUUUAUGAAACAAAUUGGCAGCAUUUGCAGGAAAAGAAUAAUACUCCGAAAAAGGUUUCAAAUUGAUAAUAUCUUCCUUCAACAACAUGGCCACUUUUUCUUCGUUUAUGUUGACAGGAGAGACAUUAUCUAACCCCGCCUUCACGGCAGAAGCAGGAUACAGAGUUCCAGUCUAAAUCACAAUUAACGUUAGUCAAGCAUCCGGAGUCCAUUCAACAUCAUGGCCACUUUUUUCCAAUUGUUAUGUUUCGUAGAAAUCUCUUGUCAUAGAGAAAUAUCGGAACACGCGUGACUUAUAAAAUCCUCUUAACACACCCACUAUUAUCUCCACGCCUUCUUUUCUUACAAAACUCUUCUCCCACUCUGUCUCUCUCUCUUGCACAGUCGUGAUGCUAAUAAAAAUGCCCUCCAUUAUUCCCCUGCUCUUGGGUUUUCUGUUAGUGCAGUCAUGCAUGCUUCAGUUGGCCCGAUCUUCCUCCAACUUUACCGAUCAAUCAUCUCUCCUUGCCUUCAAUUCUAAAAUCACUUCCGGCCCAAACGCAACUGUGUUGGUCAGUAACUGGUCCACAGCUACAAAUUUCUGCAAUUGGAUUGGCGUCUCAUGUAGCCGACGCAGGCAAAGAGUGACUGCUUUGAACCUUUCCUACAUGGGCCUCCAAGGCACCAUUUCUCCUCAUAUUGGUAACCUCUCUUUCCUUGUUUAUCUUAAUCUUCGUAACAAUAGCUUCUUUGGUUUUCUGCCGCAUGAGAUCAGUCACCUACAUCGCUUGAGAGUACUCCAACUGUGAUCCAACCUAUUGGAAGGUAGUAUCCCUCCAACUUUGCAAAAUUGUCGAAAUAUUAGAGAAAUACGUCUUGGGAGUAACCAUCUUACUGGAGCAAUUCCAUCGUCCGUUGGCAAUAUGUCGUCGUUAGAAUUCUUGAACUUGCAAUACAACAGCUUCACUGGUCCAUUUCCUCAUGCCAUCUUUAACAUAUCCUCUCUAACCAUAGUUAGUCUUUCAAAAAAUCACAUAUCAGGAACUCUUCCAAUAAAUCUUUGCAGGUAUUGUCCUAAUCUUCAAGUGCUUUAUCUUUCGCACAAUGAAUUCAACAUGCGGCUCCCUUCACAAAUGAAUUAUUGUAGAGAGAUUGUAGAGUUAUCCCUAUCAGGCAAUAAAUUUGAUGGGAGCAUUCCAGAAAGCUAUGGGAGUUUAGAAAAGCUUGAAUACCUAGCCCUUGGAGGUAACAAUCUAACUGGUAAUAUACCUCCGACCGUAAGUAACUUGUCGAGGUUAUAUGAGUUUGGCAUUGAGAGUAACAACAUUGAAGGAAGAAUUCCCAGUGAUUUAUGGCGUCUUCCAAAUCUGUUGGUAUUGAAUUUUGAACAAAAUUAUCUGGUAGGGGAAAUCCCCCAAAGCCUUUUCAACAUUUCCUCUCUACAACAAAUCUCUUUGGCAAAUAAUUCUCUAUCUGGCAAUCUUCCAUUAGAUUUUGGGUUUUCUUGCCCUAAUCUUGAAAUUUUGCUUUUUGGUCAAAACAAAUUUAGUGGUCCUAUCCCAUCAUUUCUUUCAAAUUGUUCGAAGCUCAUUGAAAUAGAUAUUAACAGCAACUUGCUCUCCGGACCAAUACCCACAAGUCUUGGAAACUUAAAAUACCUCCAGGACCUGUUUCUGAAUAAGAAUCAGCUAACAGGAGAGCCUCAAGAGCGAGAACUUAGUUUCCUUUCUUCUUUAUCGAAUUGCAGAUUUUUGGACACACUAUCAAUAUCCUUUAAUCCAUUGGACAUUAGUCUUCCAGAUUCCAUUGGGAACUUUUCAACCUCCUUGAGAAAUAUUUAUGCAUUUGAAUCUCAAAUAAAGGGUCAUAUUCCUGUUGGAAUCGGUUCCUUGAAAGGCUUGACCACGCUUGUUUUGGGCAAUAACAAUUUGAUUGGAAACAUACCACCCACAAUUGGGGGAUUGGAAGGGUUACAAAGAUUAUACCUUUAUGGUAACAAAAUUGAAGGAUUCAUUCCAAAAGACAUGUGUCAGUUAAAGAACUUAGGUGAGUUAUAUCUCUCAAAUAACAAAAUCUCGGGAUCAAUCCCAAAUUGCAUUUCAAACCUCAAUCUUCUGCAAAAGCUAUUUCUGAGGUCUAAUAGGCUGGAAUCAUCAAUACCAUUAAAUUUAUGGAGCCUUGAGAAUCUAUUGAUUUUGGACCUAUCAUCGAAUUUUCUCACUGGAAAUUUGUCUCCAAACAUGAAAAAAAUGGAUGUCAUUGAACAAGUUGAUAUAUCUCAGAACCAAAUUACUGGAAAUAUUCCAAGCAUCAUUGGAGCGUUUGAAAGCCUAAGUUAUCUUGAUUUAUCAAGGAACUCAUUUCAAGGAGGCAUUCCACAAUCUUUUGGAGACUUGAAAGGAUUAGAUGUGUUAAACCUCUCAUAUAAUAAUCUCUCUGGUGUAAUUCCUAAGUCUCUUGAAGCACUUCCAUAUCUCAAGUAUUUGAAUGUGUCUUUCAACAAGCUAUAAG